CCCGGAUAUAAACCGUGUGCGGACACGCGUGAGACCCGACAUGCGGACGGUUCGUGGAGGACUCCCGGUGGUUCCGUGAUGAGUUCAAGAGGCUGAAAGCAGCGGAGUUGUUUUUAUUACGAUGAGACCCGUCUGUCCGACACCAGGACCCAGAACCGAACCCGAUUUGGAUCAAAGUUAACCCACGAAUGGCUGCAGUCAUGGAUGAGCAGGCGCUGCUGGGGCUGAACCCGAACGCUGACGCUCCCCACAGGCACAGGGCCUUGGCGUACUUCGAGCAGCUGAAGGAGUCUCAGGACGCCUGGGAGGUUUGUGCCAACGCCCUCGCUAACCAGAUGUACAGUGACGACCACGUCAAGUUCUUCUGCUUCCAGGUGUUGGAGCACCAGGUGAAGUUCAGGCACGGAGCUCUGAGUACAGCUCAGCAGCAGCUCAUCAGAGAGACGCUGAUGAAGUGGCUGCAGUGUCAGCUCAUGAACGCUCAGCCGGAGAAGACGUUCAUCAGGAACAAGGCGGCGCAGGUGUUCGCCCUCACCUUCGUCAUGGAGUACCUGACUGCGUGGCCCGAGUUCUUCUUCGACGUCCUGUCCCUGGUGGGCCUGAACCCGCACGGCGUGGACGUCUACCUGAGGACGCUGAUGGCCAUCGACGGAGAGGUGGUGGACAGAGACAUCCUACACACGCCUGAGGAGACGCGCAGGAACAUCCUGAUCAAAGACACCAUGAGGGAGCAGUGCAUCCCCAGUCUGGUGGAGUCCUGGUUCCAGAUCCUGACGGCCUACCAGCGGUCCCACCCGGAGCUCACCUGCCAGUGUCUGGAGGUGGUGGGGGCCUACGUGUCCUGGAUCGACCUGAACCUCAUCGCCAACGAGCGCUUUGUGAACGUCCUGCUGGGCCAGAUGUCCGUGGAGGAGCUCCGGGAGGAGGCCUGCGACUGCCUCUUCGAGAUCAUCAACAAGGGCAUGGACCCCGUGGACAAGACCAAGCUGGUGGAGUCCCUGUGCCGGGUGCUGCAGGCCGCCAGCUUCUUCAACGUGGAGCAGGAGGAGGACGUGGACUUCCUGGCCAAGUUCUCUCGGCUGGUGAACGGGAUGGGUCAGAGCCUGGUCCUGAGCUGGACCAAGCUCCUGAAGGGAGGACAGGUGAAGGAGGCGGAGGAGACGCUGCAGGCCGUGGAGGCCAAGGUGCCACUGCUGCUGCAGCUGCUGGUCCACGAGGACGACGACAUCUCCUCCAACAUCGUGGCCUUCUGCUACGACUACCUGCACGUCCUCAAACAGCUUCCUGAGCUGACGGAGCUGCAGAAGACCAAUGUGGAGGCCGUCCUGCUCGCCGUCAUGAAGAAACUCACGUACGACGACGAAUACAACUUCGACAACGAGGGCGAGGACGAGGCCAUGUUCGUGGAGUACAGGAAGCAGCUGAAGAUGCUGUUGGACCGCCUGGCCCAAGUGUCCCCGGAGCUGCUCCUGGAGGCCGUCUGCAGAGUCUUCUCCAGCACCAUGCAGGCGUGGCAGACGGCGCCCUUCAUGGAGGUGGAGGUGGCCAUCCGGCUGCUCUACAUGCUCGGGGAGGCGCUGCCGGCGUCUCACGGCGCUCACUUCUCCGGAGACGCGGCGAAGACGUGCGCCCUGCAGGACAUGAUGAGGACGCUCGUGUCCUGCGGCGUCAGCAACUACCAGCACCCGUCCGUGUCCCUGGAGUUCUUCGAGACCGUGGUCCGGUACGACAAGUUCUUCAUGGUGGAGCCGCAGCACAUCCCCAACGUUCUGAUGGCGUUCCUGGACCACAGAGGACUGAGACACAGCAGCCCCAAGGUCCGGAGCCGGGUGGCGUACCUGUUCUCCAGGUUCAUCAAGACCCUGCACAAACACAUGACGGCCUUCAUCGAGGACGUCCUGACCCGGAUCCAGGACCUGCUGGAGCUCACUCCUCCAGAGAACGGCCUCCUGGCGCUGCUGACCAGUGACGACCAGCUCUUCAUGUUCGAGGCGGCUGGAGUUCUGAUCGUGAGCGGGGAGAGUCCGCUGGAGCGGAAGCAGACGUUGAUGAGGAGCCUCCUGGCGCCGCUGAUGGACGCCUUCCGCCUGCUCCUCGCCAAACUGCUGCAGGAGACGGAGGAGGAGCGGCAGGCCGCGCUCGCAGACUGUCUGAGCCACGCCGUGGGCUUCGCCAGCCGGACCAGCAAGGCGUUCAGCAACAAGCAGACGGUGAAGCAGUGCGGCUGCACCGACGUCUACCGGGACUGUCUGCAGAACUUCCUGCCGGCGCUGAGCUGCCCCGUCCAGCGGGGGGCGCUGCGCAGCGCCGUGCGCUCCUUCCUGCACCGGAUGAUCAUCUGCCUGGAGGAGGAGGUUCUGCCCUUCGUCCCCGCCGCCUCGGAGCACAUGCUGAAGGACUGCGAGGCCAAAGACCUGCAGGAGUUCAUCCCCCUCAUCAGCCAGAUCACCGCCAAGUUCAAGCGGCAGGUCUCCCCUUUCUUGCAGCAGAUCUUCAUGCCGCUGGUCCUGGCCAUCUUCGAGGUUCUGGCUCGGCCCGCUGAGGACAACGACCAGACGGCGGCGCUGGAGAAGCAGAUGCUGCGGAGGAGCUACUUCAGCUUCAUCCAGGCCGUCGCAGGGAGCGGCAUGAACGAGGUGCUGGCCAACCAGGGAGCGGAGAACAUCGAGCGGGUUCUGUUCACCAUCAUCCAGGGCGCCGUGGACUUCCCUGACCCGGUCGCUCAGAAGACCUGCUUCAUCAUCCUGUCGAAGCUGGUGGAGCUGUGGGGAGGCAAAGACGGCAUGGUGGGCUUCCCCGACUUCAUCUACAAACACAUCGUCCCGGCCUGCUUCCUGGCUCCGCUCAAACCGACCUUUGACCUCUCGGACGCUCAGACGGUCCUGACGCUGUCAGAAUGUGCGCUGACGCUGAAAAUGAUUCAUCUCAAACGGGGCCCAGAGUUGGUCCAGUUCCUGCAGCAGGAGUACCUGCCGUCUCUGCAGGUGACUCCUGAGAUCUCACAGGAACUGUGUCAGGUUCUGGAGCAGCCCGACGUUAAAGUCCUGAAAACGUACAUGAAGGUGUUUUUUCAGAGAGCAAAGCUUUGAAACUGGACCUCCUUCAGAACCAAAGCAGGAAGUGGAACCCCCUCGCCGCUCAGCUGAUAGAACUCUGCGCAGAGACACUUAAAGAAGUAAACGAGUUAUGGAGGAGGA
Messenger RNA from Nematolebias whitei (Rio pearlfish), 3197 nucleotides. RefSeq names its product exportin, tRNA (nuclear export receptor for tRNAs) (gene xpot). Bases 189 to 3089 code for a protein of 966 amino acids. Gene Ontology annotation, cellular component: nuclear pore; nuclear matrix; cytoplasm. NCBI's taxonomy places the organism in Eukaryota, Metazoa, Chordata, Actinopteri, Cyprinodontiformes, Rivulidae. The transcript has 25 exons. Gene Ontology annotation, molecular function: tRNA binding; small GTPase binding. The record is from RefSeq and is a predicted model, not a curated record. Gene Ontology annotation, biological process: tRNA re-export from nucleus.